AUGCCUCGUGUCUGGGAUGUCCUGGACGCCCGUGGUGCCACGGGCGCCACGGAACGGGAACAUCUGAGCCGCUUGCAACCUCCAUUUGAUCCACGCAUUUCGAUCUAUGUCAAUGCAGCAGCAGCAGCAGCAGCAGCAGACAUGGCUUCGGCGGUAACCAAGGCCGCACUCUCCGCGCCGCUGCGACGGGCUCUCGUGCAGUCGCGCGGCUUCCAGACCAGCACCAAGAGCCUGCUUCCAUCAGCAUUCGGCUCCAGCUCCAGCAUCCCCCCGUCCUACUUCCAGAGGUCGUCGCUCCCCGCCAACACCGUCAUUCGCUUCGUCCCGCAACAGACAGCAUGGAUCGUGGAGCGCAUGGGAAAGUUCAACCGCAUCCUCGAACCCGGUCUGGCUAUCCUCGUCCCCUUCAUCGACCGCAUCUCCUACGUUAAGUCGCUCAAGGAAAACGCCCUCGAGAUCCCCAGCCAGAGCGCCAUCACCGCCGACAACGUCACCCUUGAGCUCGAUGGUGUCCUCUACACGCGCGUCUUUGAUGCUUACAAGGCCAGCUACGGAGUCGAAGAUGCCGAAUACGCCAUCUCGCAGUUGGCGCAAACCACGAUGCGAUCCGAAAUCGGCCAGCUAACCCUCGACCACGUCCUCAAGGAGCGCGCAGCCCUCAACACCAACAUCACCGCCGCGAUCAACGAGGCCGCCCAGGCCUGGGGCGUCACCUGCCUCCGUUACGAGAUCCGAGAUAUCCACGCCCCCGCCGGUGUCGUCGAAGCCAUGCACCGACAGGUCACUGCCGAGCGCUCGAAGCGCGCCGAGAUUCUCGACUCCGAAGGUCAGAGGCAGUCGGCCAUCAACAUCGCCGAGGGUAAGAAGCAGAGCGUCAUUCUGGCUUCCGAGGCCAUGCGCGCCGAGCAGAUCAACAGAGCGUCUGGUGAGGCCGAGGCCAUCCUCAUGAAGGCCAAGGCUACCGCAGCCGGUAUCGAGGCCGUUUCCAAGAGCAUUGCCGACGGCGAGGAUGCGGCGCAGGGCGCCAUCAGCUUGUCUGUUGCUGAGAAGUACGUUGACGCGUUUGGCAAGCUGGCCAAGGAGAGCACGGCCGUUGUCGUCCCUGGCAACGUCGGAGACAUUUCAAGCAUGAUUGCCACCGGACUGAGCGUCUACGGCAAGGUUGGCCAGGCUCAGGCUAGGACGAUGGCGAAGCAGCUGGUCAACGAGUCAGCGCAGGAGUCCGGCGAGGGUGUGUCUGCGGAGCCCAAGCAGCUGAAGGAUUCGGUGCUUGAGAGCUUCGACGAGGCGGCGGGACAGAAAUGA
This is a messenger RNA of Colletotrichum orchidophilum, 1305 nucleotides long. RefSeq names its product SPFH domain/Band 7 family protein. The coding region runs from base 1 to 1305 and encodes 434 amino acids. Lineage: Eukaryota; Fungi; Ascomycota; Sordariomycetes; Glomerellales; Glomerellaceae. The record is from RefSeq and is a predicted model, not a curated record. The transcript is spliced from 3 exons. Gene Ontology annotation, cellular component: membrane.